Seminavis robusta is the source of this 861-nucleotide messenger RNA. The record is from the annotation of a GenBank genome assembly. Lineage: Eukaryota; Bacillariophyta; Bacillariophyceae; Naviculales; Naviculaceae.
AUGGUUACCAUCUCGGGAGAUAUGACGGAGGUGGCCGACGCGAUUGGCUGCCUUGAAGACCUGACAUCGGCCACGUUCGACUUCAGUACAGUGGGAGAAGAAGCCGAUUCCACACUGUCCUUGCUGGGUGAUGCACUGGCCAAGCAGCGACUGGGCUCUCUGUCCAUACACCCAAGAAUGACCUCUCUUUUGGAGGCUGUGGUUGUCAGAGCUAAAGUGCUCAACGUUUCCUCUGGUCUCACUUUGAGCUGUGACGGCGUGCCGGAAAGUCUUAUUGCUCCGUGUUUUUCCAUCGUAGAGAAGUCGAAGACCCUGGACGUGUUGAGUUUGGAAGGCCAUCAUGAGCUUCAAACGAAAGAAAGCAUGGAGGCUGUCGCUCAAAUGAUCCGACAUAACACGUCUCUCGUUCGUGUGCGCCUCGUCAUCAACUCGGAGAUGAAUCUCUCUAGCAUAGCUCGAGCUCUCUGUUGCAACACGACGCUGCGCCAGCUCAAGUGUUGGACGAGCAAUCACAGCACACCGGUUGACUACUCGGACCUAGAAACGUUCCUUAAAGUGAUGCAGUAUCACAACUUUACGCUCACGACUCUGCAGGCCAAACCCCUCAAUUGGAUUUGGAAGAAAUCUUCCAAGGAAGCCAAACAGGUGGUAGGUCUGGUCGAUGAACUAAACUUUUAUUGCGACCUCAAUCACUACAGGAACAAGGAUGGUGUGUCCUUUCGAAAGAUACUGCUGGGCGAAGAUGCAAACACGGAAGACCUUGUGGCGGCCGUGGCCGGGAAACGACCAGCUCUCUCCACAGUGUUCUACUUUUUGCAGCUCAAGCCUUCUCUCUGGAUUCCGAGGAUAGCAAAUUCUUAG